AUGGAGCACCACGUCUCAGGCCCCGUGAACACCGUCACCUUCUCUAGCUAUCCAGGUACCUACCUGCUCAGUGGCUCGUCCGACCGCGCCAUCCAUCUGUCGCGCGCCUUGCCUACCUCCAAUGCCCUCUCGAUCGUCGAAACCACCUCGCCGAUCCAGAAGUAUGAAGCCCACGGAUACUCGGUGCUAGACAUUGCGGUCGCGGCGGACAAUUCGCGGUUUGCCAGUGUGGGAGGAGAUCGGCAGGUCUUUCUGUGGGAUGUCGAGCAGGGAGCGACUGUGAGGCGAUGGUCGGGGCAUUCGAGUCGGGUUGAAGCGGUGCAGUUUGCGGGGGAGGGAGAUGCCGUUGUGGUAUCAGAUACAACGAUCAACCUCUGGGACUGCAAGUCCAAUUCCUACAAGCCUAUCCAGACGCUGACCGAAGCCACCGAUACCGUUUCCUCUCUGCAUGUUCACAUGCCGACCUACUCGAUUGCCAGCGGCAGCUAUGACGGCCGGGUGCGUAUCUACGAUAUCCGCAUGGGUCGCACGACCGUGGACGUCGUUGCGCACCCCGUCACGAGCGUGCGCUGCUCUGCGGACGGGAAUGCGGUUCUCGUGUCCAGUCUGGACGGGCGAAUCCGCAUGCUCGACCGGGCGGAUGGACGACUGCUAAAGGCCUUUGGGGGAGAGGAGCAGGUCGGAAAAGGCCCCGGAGGUUUCGAGGCCAGGUACCAGAACAAGGCGUUGAGAAUCCGCUCCGUCUUCGCAAAAGCGGACUCUGCCGUCCUCAGUGGAAGCGAGGCUGCGGAUAUGGAUGGGAAAAGCAAGAGUUCUGUCCAGGCGGCUGUCUUUGCCUGGGAUGUCCUCAGCGGCGAGAUCAUCGCUACGGUUCCCGCCGGUCUAGGCGUCAAGGUGGUCAGUUGCGUUGCCUGGAAUGAGAAGGGAGGCUGCUGGGCAGGUGCCUGCGCAGACGGCACCGUUAAAGUCUACAGUUAA
This is a messenger RNA of Rasamsonia emersonii CBS 393.64, 978 nucleotides long. RefSeq names its product WD repeat protein. Gene Ontology annotation, molecular function: protein binding. Gene Ontology annotation, cellular component: catalytic step 2 spliceosome. The transcript has 4 exons. Lineage: Eukaryota; Fungi; Ascomycota; Eurotiomycetes; Eurotiales; Trichocomaceae. The record is from RefSeq and is a predicted model, not a curated record. Bases 1 to 978 code for a protein of 325 amino acids. Gene Ontology annotation, biological process: mRNA splicing, via spliceosome.